Molecule: messenger RNA, 456 nt
Organism: Candida dubliniensis CD36
Lineage: Eukaryota; Fungi; Ascomycota; Pichiomycetes; Serinales; Debaryomycetaceae
Gene: MBF1
Product: Mbf1p
Exons: 1
Coding region: 1-456 (151 amino acids)
Cellular component (GO): nucleus
Molecular function (GO): DNA binding
Source: RefSeq, a predicted model, not a curated record
AUGUCUUCAGAUUGGGAUUCAGUUACUGUUAUCGGACAAAAGGCCAGAGUUGGUGGUGGUGGUCCAAGAGAAAACGUUGCUAAAACUUCUUCACAAUUAAAUGCUGCCAGAAGAGCUGGUUUGGUUGUUGGUACUGAAAAGAAAUACGGAACUGCCAACACCAAGUCAAAUCCAGAAGGGCAAAGGUUGACUAAAUUAGAUGCAACUGAUGAUGUUGUGGCUGUUAAGAAAGUAGAUGUGAACGUUGGUAAGGCCAUUCAACAAGCCAGACAAGAAAAGAAAUUGACUCAAAAGGAGUUGGCCACCAAGGUGAACGAAAAGCCAAACGUCAUCAACGACUAUGAGGCCGGAAGAGCUGUUCCAAACCAACAAUUGUUGGCUAAAUUAGAAAGAGCCUUGGGUGUUAAGUUAAGAGGUAAGAAUAUUGGUGAACCUUUGUUUGCUAAGAAAAAAUAA